AUCAUCAGAUCUUCGAACGUUAUGGCGCCCGCCGUGACUAUCGUAUUCAGUGGCAUGGUAGCUACCUACAUUUUUCUUCGCUUUCUCCUUCACUUAACUCAGGAUGCCAGGGAACCACCAGCUAUCGAGGUUGGAGUUCCCUUCUUUGGCCCCUUGAUUGGGAUGUUUAGGGAGAAGUCACGCUUCUAUAUUCGUUUGAGAGACACGUACAAGCUUCCAAUAUAUACCCUGCGCGUGCCAUUUUCGCGAAUGUACAUCGUGAAUGCCACCAAACUCAUCCCCGCACUGCAGAAACAAUGGCGCACCAUCAGCUUUGCUGCUAUCGCAGCCGAUGCGGGUAACCUUGUUGGUAUGAGCAAGGAGGCUGUCAAGAUAAUGCAUCAGAACCUAACAAGUGAGGACGGCUUCAGUAUAAGUUGGCCCAAGUAUAUCACGCCUGUGAUGGGACCCGGAGAGGACCUCGAUGCGAUAAACAGAAGAUCGAUCGAGGUUUUUUCAGCCGACAUGGAAAAGCUGCGGGCACAAGGAACUGUGCAAGUCGGCCUGUGGCAGUGGUCACGUCGAAUCAUGGUCGAAUCCACGACGGAAGCAGUCUGGGGGCCACAGAAUCCGUACCGAGACCCUGUUAUUGCCGAAGCUUGGAAAACAUUCGAGGCGGGCUUCUUGACUCUUUCCGUCUUUCCUUUCGCCUCGCUACUUUUUCCCAGGCUCGUUCGUGCACGUGAGCUUGCGGCCAAUGCCAUGAUUGACUACAUGCGCAAGGGCGGGCACGAAAAAGCCUCUGGGCUCGUGCGCAAGCGCUUUGAACAUCAUCGGCAGCUAUUCGGUCUCAGUCUUGAAGAUGUGGCGCGAGGGGAGCUCGGGAACACCUUUGCUGUAUUGGGAAAUUCGACCCCCUGUGCCCUAUGGGUCCUCUACCACAUCUUUUCAGACGAGCAAGUACUCGCUGAUGUCCGCCGCGAAGUUUCUAUGCUAGUGCGUGAGGAGAAUGAUGAAGAAAGGGGUAUCAUCAACACUGUCGACUUGGCUGGCAUCCGCGAGUCUUGUCCCAUACUUCUGAGUACAUUUCAAGAAACACUACGCCACCGCGCCGUCAACCCUGGCCCACGUGUGCUUCUCGAGGACGUACUCUUAGAUGGCCGCUUCCUUCUCAAGAAGGGUAGCAUGCUCAUGAUCCCGGCUCCUGUGCAGCAUACUGAUGUCUCUGCAUGGGGUGAAGAUGCCAGGCAGUUCGAUCACUUGCGUUUCGUGCGGAAACCGACCCUUGGACACAAGAAACCGAACAGAGUCGCAUUCCGCGCAUUCGGUGGCGGACAUGUCCUUUGCCCCGGCCGCCACUUUGCAAGCACAGAGAUCAUGGCACUUGCAGCAUUAUUGGUACUCCAGUUCGACGUGGUGCCUGUCGCUGGCAAGUGGAUUGAGCCUACCUGGGAAAAUUCGCCGGUCCAAGCAGGCUUCCCCGUCCCAGAUGAGGAUAUCAAUGUCGAACUUCGACCUAGAGACCCGGAAAGGAAGUGGCAUAUAAUAUUUACAGGGUCAGAAAUGGCUAUGGGGAUUGUAUCCGAAGACAGUGUUCCUAAUAAUAAUAAUUAAUUGGUGCUACAUGUUGUCGGUUCUAGAUAUAAUGUAAUUAACUACCUGUAGGUAGAGUGUAUACCAAAUUUCCACGUAAC
Molecule: messenger RNA, 1673 nt
Organism: Daldinia loculata
Lineage: Eukaryota; Fungi; Ascomycota; Sordariomycetes; Xylariales; Hypoxylaceae
Product: cytochrome P450
Exons: 3
Coding region: 22-1593 (523 amino acids)
Molecular function (GO): heme binding; monooxygenase activity; oxidoreductase activity, acting on paired donors, with incorporation or reduction of molecular oxygen
Source: RefSeq, a predicted model, not a curated record